GAAUAUGAUUUAUUGCUCCAGCCCUGUGAGGGAUUAGAGUGACCAUACUCGCCGCCGACGACUGUUGCGAACACUUGAUCGCCGAACACAAAUCUCAACAGACGCAAAUAUUGUAAACUAUGCUGUAGGUGGACGCGAAUUCUUGAACUGCAGCCGCAGGAGCACGUCAAGGAAAAUGGCAGCGAAGCGGGCGGAAAGUCCGGAGAAGACGGCGAGCUCGGAGCACACGCAGCGUGGCCUUACCACAAAGCUGGCGCUGCGGCGUCUGCAUGAGGAGAUUGAAAAACGGGUGCAACUGGAGCAUGAGCAACAAUACGGAGCAGAGAGCUCCUAUCGAAAAUUGCGUGCGGCCUUUGUAAAGCGGUACGAUAGCCCACUCGGUUGGCUUUCCAUUGGGAGUAGUUUGCUGGCCAGUGGAGCCCUGCUUGCUACGGGGAUGCUAUGGCCCGCCUUCUGCCUGCUGGUCAUUUUAUCGCUUGACCUUUUUGUGGUGGUCCGGGAAAACAACCUGCGGCGCACAGAGAUCUUCCGGAAGGCGCGACACGCGCUUUCGGAAAUAAAACUAGCCGAGCAGCACUUCAGCGACGAUUGGCAGCCAUCCAACUAUCCGCAUCUAAGUAAUCCCAUGUCGCCCUGCGUUUCCCUGCAAUGGACCUACCGAGAUGGAAAAAUUGUCAACUUGCCCUGGGCUUUGUUGGUGCGCGGGGAUUACAUUGUCUUACGACCGGGACACAUUUCACCGGGACCCUGUCACGAAAUGGAGACGAAUAAAUUCUUUGCGGCUAAUGAAAUAUAUGGAGCUGCUCCUCACGGAGACCCUCCGGUAAAACCUGUGGCACGUCCUCCGUUGCCCGAUCUCGUUUGCUGUUUGGAGAGCACACCCUACUUAGACAACCUUACCGUUUGCCUCAAAAACUCCCUGAAGCGACCGCCCACCAUCUACAAUCAGCAGCGCUAUCUGCUGGUCACCAAGUACAUACAGCAGUGGGGCUUCAUUAGUGCCCUGGUUAUCACGCUGAUCUCGGGACUUUUGCGCCUCCAUGGCUACGGCCUGCCUACCGAUGAGAAACACAACUGGCGCUUUGUGCUCGUGGAAUCCUCGGCGGCGGCCAUAGUUCCUCUGUUGCCGCUUAUCUUUCCGCUUAUGUGGAUAUCCAUGAACCUGUGGGGAAUCGCGCGGUUGCAGUGCUUCCUAAAGACCCCCCAGGCUGCAUUGGAAAAGACUACAAGCAAAUCGUUUGAAGAGGACCUGGACACGCCCUCGUACGAUUAUCAGAAUAUAUCGAUGCUUCGUUCCAGUGUGCUCCGCAUCUGGAUGCAGCUGUGGCGGGGUGACAGUGAACUCUUGCCGCGCUCAGCAAAUCUUGUACAGGUGCUGGGCUCCAUUUCUGCGCUGUGCUGCGUGGACAAGAAAGGUAUCCUGUCAUGGCCCAAUCCCACCGCCGAAAAGGUAUUCUUCCUGCACAACACAGACGAGGAGGCUCGCGAGGAUGGAGCAGGCAGCCAAUCUUCUUCACAGAGCGAGAGCGACGACGUACCGGAUGUGGAUGAGGACCACAAGGAGCGCGGCAUAGUAGCUGAAGUACUGGAUCUUACGCACGACCAACACUGUCCAUUUCGGCUAGAGUUUGACGAUCACGAAUGGAAGGCGCACAUCAAGUCCUUGAAGCCACUGGGUCUCGCCAUUCUGCUAAACACCUGUUCUCCACUUACCCACGAGCACUACGCACAGUUCUGCGGUCAUGUAACCGCGGUGGCUAUGCUCGACAAAGAUCUGGUACCUGUGACUAAUCGGUAUGCGUAUGCACUCAUUGAGUCCAGUAAAAGCUUUUUGCAUGGACGCUGCCUCUGCGAGCUGGCCAAGCAGAUUGGAUUCACCGCCCAUGCCACGGAUCGGUUCGCGCUGGAGGGCCAAUUGGCCAGCUACCGACAUUUGCAACCUGAUGUUGUGCGUAGGGACAUUCGUUUCGCCCGGCAGCUACAGCUGUCCUCCAAGGUGAAGGUGCCAUUCCCGCACUCAUUGUCUGUGGUAAUGCGCGAGAAUCCAGGAGGCUACUUGUCACUCUUCACCCAGGGAACAGCAGACAUUAUCCUCGACUGCUGCGAUGACUUUUGGGACGGCAUUGAUCUGCGACCCCUGUCACCCCAGGAUCGCAAGCGUGCAUUGGACUUUUACCAGCGCAGCGCUUUGACGUCAUAUUGUACUGCCUUCGCCUAUCGCCCUCUGCGGCACGGCAUCCAUGGAGCCCUUAGCGGCCCUCAACGGAGUGGAGGUGACUGUUUGUAUCUGGAGCUACCGCCGGAGUCGAAGCUGCGCAUGCAGCACGUGGACAAGACCCACUGCGACUUUCAGGGAGGACAUCACGUCAAUCUGAGUCACAGCAUUAGCACGGACUCAUUGUUAUUUUCGGAGAGCAAGGACGAGGAGUGUAACGAUGUGGAGGGCUGCUUCGAGAUGCAGUGCCAUCAGGUGUUCAUCGGCAUGGUGACAAUGCAGUACCAGGCACAGAACGAUAUCGUUCGGCUAGUUGAGCAUCUCGAACAGGCCUGCAUUCGCUUUGUCCACUUUAGCAAAGAAAACGAACUGCGCUCGCGUGUCUUCUCUGAGAAGAUGGGUCUAGAGUCCGGGUGGAACUGCCACAUCUCGUUGCUAAGCGAACCAGAGCCGGACAGUGAAAAGGAGCGGAUAAGUGCCAAGCCCAAGGAGUUCCCGGAAAAUAUUGGUAAACCUCAAGCCACCACCUCAACCACUGCCACCACCACUACAACUGACCAUGAGAACAACCAUCAUCCCAGUGCCAAAGUCAUGUACAUAUCGCCCCCCGCACCCGCACCUGCCACUGCAUCUGUAUCCGAAUCCAUAUCUGCAGCUAAAACCACUGAAAUUGUAGGUGACGGCCCAGAAAUUAAUUAUCUCUUAGGACCGCCAACCAAUCUGGAGUCGUCAAAGACCCUUAGCUCUUCAGCUCCUGGUGCCAUUUCCAACCCGGAUGAGUGCAAUCCACUUAAUGCCCUCAAUGGCGAGGAUUCCCAUUCCCCUGAUAGCGAGGGCAGUAAGGAGAGCUCGCAGGAUAGCUGCACAAAAAAUAAUCCACCAGCAGAUACUGAGUUGGAGCCGGAAACCGAAAUAAAUAAGCACAAGCAGCGCCACUCGCUGGACUCCGCCAUGGACGAAAACUGCCGUUCCUUGAGCACACUCACUGAAAGCACAGAUCAGAGUGCGCCCAUCAACUUCGAUAUGUCCAAUAGGGCAAAGCUGCCAAGAGGCAUUGAAAACAUUCGGCCGCAUUUGGAACAGGUUGACAACGUCCCACUGCAAGUCUCUCUUUUUACGGACUGCUCAGCGGAAGCCACGAGUCAGAUGCUGGACAUCAUGCAAUCCUACGGCGAGAUCGUUGUCUGCCUCGGAAGUUCGGCCAGUAAUGCCAAUGCCGACAUUUUCUUGCAGGCCGACUGCAGUAUAGCCGUGGAGCCAUUGUAUCCACAAGUGUGCCAGGAUGUCGACGCAUACACGGAAGCCAAUAUCCAGAACAACAAACUGUUGUGGCAGCGGCAGUCUGGCAAGUCGAAGGGCAAUGAUGAUGAGGAGCUUCUAGAGGGCGGCCUUCAGGGCUGCGCCAUGCAGUCGCCAGCUCACACCAUCUCUCCACUGUAUUUAAGCCGGCUUCUCAACUCUCUGCCCUGUUCCAUUGCCGUUUGCCGCGACGACCCGCUUUCGCUAGUGGCCAUAAUUGAGCUGUCACGUCGCUUCUCUCUGGGCCUGUGGAACUGCAUCCAGUACUGGGCAUGCUGCGCAGGCUCUAUCUCCAUUCUGAACGUGCUGUGCGCGUGCCUAUCGCAGCCCCCGCUUGUAACCCCGCUGCUUGGCAUUUAUCUGAUGUGUGUGCCGGUGCCGCUAAUAGCCAUUUCGUUAGCCCACAUCGAUGUGGACCCCAAAAUCAUGAAUCGGGCAACAAGCAAAAAACAGACGGACUAUGAUUCUCGCGCCUUUGCCUUUGUCAUGUGGUGCUACGGCUGCAAGUUUAUCGUUCUGGUCGUGUCUCUGCUUGUUGCCUAUUGGAUGCUUUUACCAAAUACCCAAAUAAAUCCCACUGCACCAGCCACUGAGGAGUCCGUGCUCGAAAUCGACGAUGAUGACGACCCGGAGUUUUAUCAAUUUCUUUACAUCGCCCGAUGCUCUGCCUUGCUAGGCAUAAUCCUACACUUUGUUUUCAUUUCUGUCACCUUUGUGCAUCGUGACCAUGCGCUCUGGCAGCGCAAUCCAUUUACCAAUCGUAUCUGGGCUUUUACAUGUUUGUUGUUAGUCCUCAUCCAUGGUAUUAUUUGCUUUGUGCAACUGCUUCUGGAGGAUAUCUGGGUUCAGCUGCCCAACCAAUGGGUGGCCUUGUUGAUCUUAUUUGGUGGCAGCUUUCUGAGUAUGCUUGUUAGCGAGCUGGCAAAGUUCCAGGAGAACAAGGUUAACGCGCGCUAUCAGCGUCGUGCGCGUCUUGACUUUGGUACCAAAUUGGGCAUGAAUUCGCCCUUCUAAGAAUCACGGCUAAGACUUACCAAGCAAAAAGACACAAAGGCUGUAUAUAACACCACCACUCGACACACUUCUUACUACUUUUUCUGACCAUCAAUCUGGAUAUCCAUAGACGAAGUUGUUUCUGUCAGCAUUUGUUUAAACUGUUCCUAGGUUCAGCAUCGUUAUUUUAGCCACUAGUACUUACACAUGUUUAUUUUAGUUUGUGACACCCCCAUUGAGUAACGACCACACAUUUGUUAUUCUUGUUUCUAAAACGGUUUGUUUCGAGUUCCUUGUUUAAAUGAGAAAAACCUUUGUGUACUAACAUGUAAAAGACUUGCAAUUAUUGUAUGAAAUAUAUGUAUGGUUAAACUGAA
Molecule: messenger RNA, 4884 nt
Organism: Drosophila erecta
Lineage: Eukaryota; Metazoa; Arthropoda; Insecta; Diptera; Drosophilidae
Product: transmembrane protein 94
Exons: 9
Coding region: 176-4528 (1450 amino acids)
Source: RefSeq, a predicted model, not a curated record